This is a messenger RNA of Punica granatum (pomegranate), 2271 nucleotides long. NCBI's taxonomy places the organism in Eukaryota, Viridiplantae, Streptophyta, Magnoliopsida, Myrtales, Lythraceae. The record is from RefSeq and is a predicted model, not a curated record.
GGCCCAGUUCCACGCUGGCCUACUCUCUUCCUUCUUUCCUUGCAGUUUGGUGCCGCCGUGCGCUGCCAGCCCUGCAUGGUCUUCUGCCUCCGUUUCCCAUCCAUUCCAUCUCGUUUUCCUCCCAUUCUCUCAGCUCAGCACUCUCUGAUCUGCAACACAACCCUCCCCCUGCGGGCGAAGUGUCACUGCCGAAUUGAAGCGAACGAGAGAACUCAGAAGACCUCGAAUCCGAGCCCCCAUUAUCUCCAGAAUUCUCUCCCUCCCCUGCUGUCAUGGAAGUCGAUGGUAUGAAAUCCAACAGUGGAAAUCAGAUUGCUCAGAGAUUCUCGAUCAAGGUGUUGCAGCUUUUGAAAUCUGCUCAGAUGCAGCAUGGUUUGCGUCAUGGAGACUACACUCGAUACCGGCGAUAUUGCACAGCCCGUCUUAGGCGUUUAUACAAAUCUCUGAAGCUCACGCAUGGUCGUGGAAAAUUCACUCGCCGGGCCAUAACUGAAUCAACUGUCACCGAAGUCAGGUUUCUUCAUCUGCUUCUUUAUACAGCAGAACGAGCCUGGAGCCAUGCCAUGGAGAAAAGACAACUUCCUGAUGGUCCCAAUGCACGCCAGCGCAUAUAUUUGAUAGGCAGGUUGAGGAAAGCUGUAAAAUGGGCAACCUUGUUCUCACAAUUGUGUGCCAUUAAAGGAGAUUCAAGAACAUCUCUUGAAGCUGAAGCAUAUGCUUCAUAUAUGAAAGGAAACCUGUUGUUCGAGCAAGAUCAGAACUGGGACAUUGCUUUGAUGAACUUCAAAAGUGCCAGGGCUGUUUAUGAAGAACUUGGUAAAUAUGGAGACCUAGAGAACCAAGUCUUAUGCCGUGAGCGUGUUGAGGAGCUAGAACCAAGUAUACGUUAUUGCCUACACAAAAUUGGGGAAUCAAAUCUGCAAACAUCUGAAUUCCUGCACAUUGGUGAGAUGGAAGGACCUGCACUAGACCUAUUCAAAGCUAAAUUGGAGGCUGUCAUGGCUGAAGCAAGAUCCCAGCAAGCAGCAUCCUUGACAGAAUUAUCUUGGCUUGGUCAUAGGUUUCCAAUAUCCAAUGCAAAGACUCGUGUUGCGAUUAUAAAGGCACAAGAUCUGGAGAAAGAUCUGCAUGGUCCAUUGGCAGACUCGAUGCCUGCAGAAAAAAGGCUAAUUAUGUUUGACAAAGUUUUUGCUGCUUAUCAUGAUGCAAGGAGCUGCAUUCGGAAUGACCUGGUCAGUGCAGGCAGUACUGAAAAUAUGAAGGAUGAUUUGAAUGGUCUCGAUAAAGCUGUUAAUGCUUUAUUAGGCCAGAGAACCAUUGAACGCAACCAGCUGUUGGUCAGCGUGGCGAAGAGCAAACUUAAUAAGCGCCGUGAUGAAAAAAAUGAGAAAGUUACAAAGCCUGAAGAGCUUGUUCGGUUGUAUGAUCUCUUAUUACAGAAUGUGGCUGAUCUUUCUGAUCUGGUUAGUUCUGGGAGAGACAGGAGACCCGAAGAAGUUUCAUUCAUGGAGGAGUGUGCACUCAAAAGCUUAUUAUUCCGAGCAGAGAGGUGCUUUUUCUUGGCGUGGUCUUAUGGUUUGGCUGGGAAGAGGGCUGAAGCUUAUGCUCUGUACUGUCAUGCUUGGUCCCUAGCAGAUGAGGCUCUUCGACAAUGUUAUACUUCAAAUAAUAGUGACGAGAUAAUGAUAAAAGAGUUGAAGGAGUUAUGCGACGAGUGCAGAUCUAGUAGCUGCAUAGAGCAUGCAACUGGGGUAAUAGAGGAAGUCAAGGGUCCAGAAAAUCUGUCAAAAGAAAUUUCUGCCAUGUCAUUGACCACAACUGGCAAGAAGUUGGAGAAACUAGUGGACAAACUGGAUGUGUAUGAAUCAGCUGUUGGUGAUUCAAGUGCGAAAGGAGUGCCGCACAUUGAAGCCUUCCCUCCUCCCUUAUUGUCAGUGCCUCGUAAUCCCAUUGUUCUGGACCUUGCUUAUAACUGGAUCGACUUUCCAUCUCUUGAGAAUCGGAUGAAGAAAGACAAGAAGGGCUUCAUAAGUAGGCUGUGGCGGUGAUCGUCCAAGUGACUUUACGAUUCAAUGGCGAAAAAACAAGAGUAACUUUAGGAUUCUGAACCACUCCUUUUCAUUUGAUAAUUGCAUGUGCAUUUUGAGUAGGUGGAAGAUUUUGAGAUGCACUAUAGGAUGCACAAGCGUUGGAAAGAUCCUCUCUCUUUGCUAUUGGGUGCUACAUGUUAGAUGAAGUGGAUGAUUUAUGCUGCAAAAAUUUUCCAUGGCA